CUCAGUUUGUAUGAUUUCUUAUCAAAUCAACAUAACACGAAAAAGUGACAGUUUUAUUAUUAUUGUUGGAGAAAUUUUUAACAAACAAUUAAAUUUCACAAAAAAUAAAUAAAAUAGAAUUACAAUUAAUCAAUGGCUACCAUACAAUAUAAUCUUGUAAUAUUCGCUUUGAUUUUAGCUUUAAUAAAUAGCUCGCUUGCCAUACAAGCACGAAGUGACCGUGAACAACAAGUUUCAGGAGCUGUGGCAUCAUCACGCACUGCUGACAACACCAAUGUCUAUCAUUAUUGGGGACCCAAAGUGUUGUGCUCCAUGUUACCCGAUGAUUUUAUAGAAUGCAAUAAACCUAUUGAUCAUAAACUGAAUAAAACCGCCAAAGAGGAAAAAGGUUAUGGUUGUCUUAAGUUUGGUGGCCUUAACUAUGAAGAUGUCGAACACACCAAGGUGCAGUGUACAGUCUUCCCUGAUAUAGAUUGCCAUGGCCCCAGGACAUUUCAACGUGAUGGUGUACCCUGUAUACGCUAUUCUGAACAUUAUUUCCUUACCACUUUGCUGUAUAGUUUGCUUUUGGGUUUCCUGGGUAUGGAUCGCUUUUGUUUGGGACAAACUGGUACGGCUGUGGGCAAACUGUUGACUUUGGGGGGUGUAGGCGUUUGGUGGGUAGUCGAUAUUAUUCUAUUGAUUACCAAUCGUUUGACACCAGAGGAUGGCAGUAAUUGGAAUCCCUAUGUCUAGCAUAGGUUUUUGUGGAAACGAGAAGGUGGUGCGUCGUCAGACAAUGUUGAUAGAUUCUAAGAGAUACUAAUGUGAUGUAUAUGUAUAUAUUUUUGUAUGUAUUAUUAAGGAUAUUUCUACAAAAUAUCUUGUUAAUUAUAAAUUAGUGUGUUAAGUUGUAUAAAAUUAAAUCAAAAUAUAUAAUUAUGUUAAACAAAAUACAGGAAUUAUUUAUAAAACAAAAUAAAAAUCUACUUUUUCAUUGAUUCUCAUGUAUUGCUUUAAAACAAAUACACACUCUGCCAACCAAAGCAGUUAUAUAUAGAGGCUACAAAAUCUAACUAAUCGUUUGUAAAUACAGCAGAGUCAGUUAUUAAAUUAACUCUGUCCAAC
Messenger RNA from Lucilia sericata (common green bottle fly), 1107 nucleotides. RefSeq names its product TM2 domain-containing protein CG11103-like. The record is from RefSeq and is a predicted model, not a curated record. Lineage: Eukaryota; Metazoa; Arthropoda; Insecta; Diptera; Calliphoridae. Bases 133 to 735 code for a protein of 200 amino acids. The transcript has a single exon.